Molecule: messenger RNA, 1611 nt
Organism: Haliotis rubra (blacklip abalone)
Lineage: Eukaryota; Metazoa; Mollusca; Gastropoda; Lepetellida; Haliotidae
Exons: 1
Coding region: 1-1611 (536 amino acids)
Source: RefSeq, a predicted model, not a curated record
AUGGGAUCUCCUCACACUAUGGAUACUAGAGUCAUUCAAGGUCUACAAGUAUGUGAUUUAAAUCUUGAGAAUGAGAUUCAGAUGCCAACACUUUACACAAAGGACAAUCUUCCGGUGUCAAGGUCACACAUACCUACAUCAGAUGACAUAUCACAGUAUCCACAUCUGAGAAACAUUGACAUACCGCAGUUGGACUGCAGCAUAGAGUUACUCAUUGGGAACAAUGUACCUGAUGCCUACACGCCACAGCAAGUCCGUACCGGAGAACAAGGCACACCACAUGCUACAAAAACCCGUCUCGGAUGGAUCUUAUGGAACGUCGUCAGGAAUUCAGAAAGUGAACAUGGAAACUGUGGACUAACAGUCAUGAGAACAGAUGUAAUUAAGAUAAAGGAAGCAGAGAAUAUGAGAGAGCUUGACCAGCUUGUGAGACAAAACAUGAACAUUGAGUUUCCUGAGAAGGGUGUACAAGAUAGAAAAGAAAUGUCGCAAGAGGACAAAUUGUUCCUGAAGAAAGUAGAAAACUCUGUUGAGAUGAAAGAUGGUCACUACCACAUUCAGCUCCCAUUUAGAAAUGAGAACAUUGAGAUGCCGGACAACCAUGACUAUGCACUGAAAAGAUUGAACAGUUUGAGAAAGAAGUUUGAGAAGAAUACUCAAUUCUACAGAGACUAUAGUGAGUUCAUGAUGAAAGUGGUCAGCAAAGGCUAUGCUGAGAAAGUACCUGAAGAGGAAUUACAAGGCCCAAAAGGAAAGACUUGGUUUAUACCUCAUCAUGGGGUAUACCACCCACGCAAACCAGACAAAAUCCGGGUGGUGUUCGAUUGUGCGGCGAAAUACCAGGGUGUUUCACUAAAUGAUGUCCUUCUCCAAGGGCCAGAUCUCACGAACAAUCUUACCGGCGUCCUAAUUAAAUUUCGCCAAGGCCCAGUUGCUAUCAUUGGUGGCGUGGAAGCCAUGUAUUACCAGGUAAAUGUUCAUAAGGAAGACAAAGAUUUCCAGAGAUUCUAUUGGUGGAACAACAGUGACUACAACCAGAAACCAGAAGUCUACAGAAUGAGAGUUCACCUAUUUGGUACAGUCUCCUCUUCCAGUUGUGCAAGCUAUGCAUUAAGGAAAACUGCAGAAGACAAUCGAGACAGGUUUGAGUCAGACAUUGCCAACAUGAUUAGUGACAACUUCUACGUCGAUGACUGCCUUUCCUCCACUGAAUCAGAUGCUUCUGCCAUAGAACAGGUCAAAGGUAUCACAGACUUGUGUAGCCAAGGAGGAUUUCACAUUGCAAAAUGGGUCAGUAAUAGCCGCAAAGUCAUUGAGUCUAUCCAAGAAGAGAACAGAUCAAGUCAUAUAAAGAGUCUAGACCUAGAACAUGACGACUUGCCAUGCGAGCGUGCACUGGGCACAUAUUGGAUUAUGGAAGAUGACAAGCUCAGCUUCAAGAUCCAGGUGAAGAAUCAUUCAAAGACUAAGAGAGGAAUCCUUUCAGUAACUAGCAGUGUCUAUGACCCUUUAGGAUUUGCAGCUCCAGUCAUUCUUCCUGCUAAACAACUCCUGCAAGUUCUUUGCAAGAAAAACUAUCAUGGGAUGAGCCCAUUCCAAAUCAACUGUUGA